GCUAGGGGCGGAGGUGCGCGAGGCUGUGGAGAGCGGAGGCUGCGGAUGCCCUCCGACCCCGCGUCCCCGCUGGCCUUAUCUCCAGACCCGCCAGCCCACCGAGAUUAGGAAGUGGCUGCCUGAACUAGUUUCCAAAGGAUAAGCAUUACAAAUCAUUGAAUACGGCAGCUCACCAAGAAGAUCCUAUUGGUUUUGGGGGAACACAACUUCCAGCAGCCACAAGGGAUGCUGCUACUCAGGUGCCAACUGAAACGAGCUCUUCCUCAGAAGGUUUCAUGUAGGUCCUGUUCCAUGAUGGGGAAACUGCAAAGCAAACUCAAAUACAGCACUUAUAAAUACAGCAGGCCCAAUGGAAUCAUAGAAGAGAGAAUUCCAACUAACGCUUUUCAAGAGUAUAGACCAGCUCAUGUGGAUACCGUCUCUGUCGUUGCUGCUUUGAACUCAGACCUUUGUGUCUCUGGAGGAAAAGAUAAGACAGUUGUGGCCUAUAAUUGGAAAACUGGAAAUGUGGUGAAAAGGUUCAAAGGACAUGAACAUGAAAUUACCAAGGUGGCCUGUAUUCCCAAAUCGAACCACUUCUUCAGCGCCUCUCGUGACAGGAUGGUCAUGAUGUGGGACUUGCAUGGUUCUUCACAACCAAGGCAGCAGCUGUCUGGCCAUGCCAUGGUGGUCACCGGAUUGGCUGUGAGUCCAGACUCAUCACAGCUGUGCACUGGCUCUCGGGACAACACCCUGCUGCUGUGGGAUGUGGUGACUGGACAGUGUGUGGAGAAGGCGUCUUUCUCCAGGAACUUGGUCACUCAUCUGUGCUGGGUCCCCAGAGAACCAUAUAUACUACAGACCUCUGAAGAUAAAACCAUCAGAUUAUGGGACAGCCGGGGGCUGCAGGUAGCUCAUAUGUUUCCUGCAAAGCAGCAUAUUCAGACCUACUGCGAAGUCAGCGCGGAUGGACUCAAAUGUAUCUCUUGCAGCAGUGGCUUUGGAGGGGAAGGCUGUGAAGCCACAUUGUGGGACCUGAGGCAGACGAGGAACAGAAUAUGUGAGUAUAAGGGGCAUUUCCAGACUGUUGCGUCCUGUGUCUUUCUACCAAGAGCACUGGCCUUGAUGCCUGUAAUUGCUACCUCAUCACAUGAUUGCAAGGUGAAGAUUUGGAACCAAGAUACUGGAGCUUGCCUUUUCACCUUGUCUCUGGAUGGAUCAGGACCUUUGACUUCCCUGGCUGUUGGCGACACCAUCUCCUUACUGUGUGCAAGCUUCAGGAGAGGCAUUCACUUACUCAGAGUGGACCACAGCCAAGGGCUGGAACUGCAGGAAGUGGCAGCAUUCUGAGGCCAAGAGACAUUCACUGGACAAUAUCAAACCAUGGUCUCUCCUUUCUCAGUGUGGCUGUGUGUCUUUCCACAUUAUCUUGGAGGGAGUGAACAUAGGGCGGGUAUUCUUUGCUUAGGUUCUCUUAUAAGGUAUAUCAGUGUUAGAAGUUAAUUUUAGUCCGAUGGCUCAAAAUCAGGUAAAAAGUUUAGAAACAUGGACUAAACAUAAGGUUCUUAAUCUAAGUUAAAUCCAAAUGCAAUUUUUUUGGUGAGCUUUUGGGACUAGUCUCCAAAAAAAGUUAUUGCUCAAAAUGAUGACCUACAGGUGUACAAGUGGUAGGUCUCUGUCUGUGAGAGUCAGAACACGGGGCUUGAGUCUAUUUAACUAACCUUUCCUAUGUCUCCACAAAAGAAAAAAAGGCAGUGGGUAGAGAAACUCUGUUUUGGUUGCCUCAGAAAUAAUAGAGAUAGGAAAAAAUAGUGGCUUCUACUCAAAGUAGUGGGAGUGGUAAAUCCUGCCUGCUCUUGGUACCUCCCUAGACCAGUGCAGAGGUUGCAUGAAAAUGAGACCUGACAUGGCUUGAAAAGGCUGAUGACUGCAAGGGCAUUGCCCGGAAUUAUAGGAGUUAUCAAACCUGUUCUAUGGAGAAGAAAACAGGGAGGUUCAGAGAUUAAGGCUGAAAAAAUUUCAUAUGCAAUUGUAACAUUUUUAUUUAGUUUUUAAUAAAUUCUUUCUUGGGAAUAGCCAGAGUGAGGCAAAGAGAAUCUCUGAAACAAGAAUAGAACAUAGAGAAAAAAGUGGAGGGAUAGAGUCCACUGUGUCCCAGCCACUGAGUCCCCUUCAAGGAGGAGGGGCAGGUGCUCAGGUCCACCUGUGUGGCCCUCAGGAGUCAGUCCCCAGCCUGAUGCUCACAAGCCCAGUUUCCUAGAGAAAAUGGAGUCCCCCCUGCUUUCAGACAAGCCCACACAUAAGGCAACUGAGGCCUGGAGAUUCCCUUUCUGACAAGACCCAGCCAAAGAAAGAUUUUGCAUUUGUCUUCUCUGGGCUCUGGCUGUCCCUAAUAUCAAUGGCUGAGAGCCAUCUUCUGUGUCUCCCUCCUACUCUGUAGGUCCAGCUCUUCCCCCACACCAUCUCUAGUGACGGGAUGAGAAUCCGUUUCAAGUCUAGUGCAGAGUCAGACCUGUGUUUAAAUCUCCAUUUCUCCACUUAGCAGGAUGAUAUUGGGCAAGUUAUAAAAUCUCAAUUUCCUCACUUAUGAUGCUCACAAUCAUACCUUCCUCACAGGGUGGUUCUGAGGAUGGGACAUAAUUACAUUAAACUCAAGCAAGGCAGUAGAUGCUGGCAAAUGGUAGCCGUAGUUAUUUUUAUUUACUGUCUUUGUCCAGACGAAAUGCUGUCUCCCACACUAAAUGUUAACCAUUCCUUCAUCCGUUCUUCUUACAUCUUAUUUCUAACCCUUUAGUCAUUGUUCAGCUUUCCUUUGAUUCCUUAAGUUACAGAUAUUUGAGCUCUGGAAGGACAAAGGGGUAGUGGUGCAAGAGGAAACUGCUUCAUUGAGCACCUGCGGAGGGCUAAAUACAUUUAUCCUAACUACAAUUCUUAUUAUUCCCAUUUCACAGAUGAGGAAGCUGAGGCCCAGAGACAUGCAGAACUUUGCCCAAAGUUACACACAUAGGUAGGGAAGAGCUGAGAUUUGAACCUGGGUCUGCCUGACUCCAAGUUGGAACACUUUCCUUUGCACCCUUUUGCCUUUGCGUGAUGUCACAAAGCUUUGCUGUUUGUUUAAGAAAUGAAUAGACCAUGGGUUGUUUGUGUAUUUUUAAGACCAGUUAUUAACUUUUUGGCUCCAAGGAGAUACCCUUGACCAGGUGCCUUGGGGCAGUAGACAGGUAUCACAGGGAAAAUCCUAGCUGGAUUAUUAUGCUGCAGUUGAUACUCCCCUAGAAGGAAGCCAGGUAGCAAAUCAGAAAAUCCAAGGGAGUAGGUUGGGAGGGGGCCCCGGAGAAGGGGGACAGGCUGCUGUAAGAGGGAAAGUACACAUGAGAAAAUAGUAGGCCUCUGAUGAGUUAGCAGUUUCCUAUUACCAAUAAAGUUGUUUCCCUAAACUUAA
This is a messenger RNA of Cynocephalus volans (Philippine flying lemur), 3421 nucleotides long. RefSeq names its product WD repeat domain 31 (gene WDR31). Gene Ontology annotation, molecular function: protein binding. The record is from RefSeq and is a predicted model, not a curated record. The coding region runs from base 226 to 1329 and encodes 367 amino acids. Lineage: Eukaryota; Metazoa; Chordata; Mammalia; Dermoptera; Cynocephalidae. The transcript is spliced from 11 exons.